Penicillium manginii is the source of this 207-nucleotide messenger RNA. RefSeq lists its product as uncharacterized. The transcript has a single exon. NCBI's taxonomy places the organism in Eukaryota, Fungi, Ascomycota, Eurotiomycetes, Eurotiales, Aspergillaceae. The coding region runs from base 1 to 207 and encodes 68 amino acids. The record is from RefSeq and is a predicted model, not a curated record.
AUGAUGCCCACAGCUCUCACGCCCAUGGCGACACCUCUCCUUGACGAGACGUCCGUCUCCAACGUCCUCCGCAGCCCGCCUGCCCCCCACGCCUACCAAUUCUUCGCCUUUGCCCCCGGUCACCUCCUCCCUGAAUAUCGCAUCGAUCGCCUCAAAUCCGGGCCCUGCGCCCGCGCCCGCGCCCGCGCCUGCAUCUUCGCCCUCUAA